UUAUUGCCUUCAGCUACCUAGCUUGACGUGAUCCACGUGCGUUUAUAACCUCAAUUCAAUCCUGAAAGAUUAUCUUGUAUUAGAGACAAAAAUGUUUAAAAUAGUAAAAUCUAAUAUUUUUGAUUAUAUGACAAAUAAUUGAUGUAAUAGUGGAAUAAAUUAAUUUGGCUUAUUUAUUCUCACUCACACAUUAGUUUGCUAUCAUAAGUUUUAUUAUGUGUAUUAAAUAUACAUAAUAUUAGAUAUAUAUUAGAUUCUUCAAACUGUGAAUAAACUGCAAAUAAAAUGGGCUUGACCAAACAGUAUCUCAGAUAUGUACCUGCAGGUAAUGCAAACAUAAUUGCAAGUCCUCGGUGCAAUGUUGUCUUUGUAAAAUUGGAAGGCCAAGAAGGUAGAUUUGUAGCUGCUGCUGCGUGUGAACAUGUAUACAUUUGGGAUCUACGGCUUGGAGAAAAGGCACAAGUAUUGUCCGGAGAGAAAGCAUGUGUAACACAUUUGGCUGCAUCACCGAACAAAAGACAUAUUGCAGUUGGCUACACAGAUGGCACAGUGAAAACUUUUGAUUUAAGCUCUGGUGAAAACGUCAGCAUAUUUGUGGGGCACAAAUCUGAAAUAACAGCAUUAGCGUACGAUGCUUUAGGACAUAGACUAGCCACUGGCUCUAAAGAUACAGAUAUCAUUGUCUGGGAUGUUGUGGCAGAAACUGGAAUAUGUCGGUUAACUGGACACAAAGGUGUUAUAACUAAAUUAACUUUUAUGAAGGAGCAUAACAUCAUUAUUAGUGCUAGCAAAGAUACAUUUGUAAAGUUUUGGGAUCUGGACACAGAACAUAAUUUCAAAACCUUAAUUGGACAUAGAUCAGAGGUUUGGAGUCUCGUCUUAGUGAACGACGAUCGAUACUUGAUAACAGGAUGUAAUGAUAAAGAAUUGCGUGUCUGGAAAAUAACGUUUCUUGAUAACAAGAGUAUUGAGUUUGAUACAGGUGUAAGCACUUUAAAUCUCAAUGAAGAGGACGAAGAGAAUGAAGAAAGUAUAGACACAGAUAUGAAAUAUCCCAUGAAAUGUGAAAAAGUUGGGAGUAUAUUACGCGCUGGGAACGGCCGUGUUAUCUCGUUAGAAGCUGACUCCACAUGCAAAGUUUUUGGAUGCCACGGAGUGGGAAAUUCUAUAGAAUUAUUUUAUCUACUACCUGAAGAAACAGUAAAGACUAGAUAUUCAAAAAGAAUGAAGAAAGAACGACAAAAAGCACAAAAGCAAGGAAGUGAUGCAGAAACGAAUCCAUCGACUGCACCAUCUCUAAGGGAUGAGAUAAAACGUUUACCUGUCGUGCAAGUUUCCGGUAAAGUGAAAGGGCUUGAUUUAAUUAUGGGCAAAGAAAAUGAACUCCGGUUAUGCGUUGGAGUUAAUAACAAUUCGAUCGAAUUGCAUUCCUUGUACACGGAAGAGAAGGAUCCGGAAGUAAAAUGUUUACGUUCAAUAGCGGCACAUGGACAUCGCUCAGAUGUCCGAGCUGUUUGUUUUAGUUCUGACAAUUUAGCGUUCGCUACUGUGAGCGGAGAUUCUGUUAAAUUAUGGAAUAGGCCAACAUUAGCGUGUUUACGCACAGUGCAUUGCGGUUACGCCUUGACCAUAACAUUCGUACCGGGAGAUAGGCAUCUGAUUGUUGGUUUGAAGGACGGUAAGAUGCUUAUUAUCGACAUUGCAUCCGGCGAUAUUUUGGAAGAGGUGCCUGCGCAUUCCAAAGAGCUUUGGAGCGUGACGUUGUUUCCGGAUAAGAAAGGAGUUGCCAGUGGCGGCGGUGACCAAACAGUGAAAUUUUGGAACUUUGAACUAAUUCAAGAUGAAGACAGUCAAAUUAAAGCGAAGGUCCUUUCUGUCUUACACACAAGAACGCUUAAGCUUGAAGAAAGCGUACUGUGUGUAAGAAUAAGUCCAAACAGCAGAUUUGUUGCCGUUUCUCUACUGGAUUCUACCAUUAAAAUCUUCUUUUUGGAUUCAUUCAAGUUUUUCGUAUCACUUUAUGGACACAAGCUACCAGUGUUAUGUAUGGAUAUAUCCAGCGACUCCGCGCUCAUAGCAACUGGUUCUGCCGAUCGCAAUAUUAAAAUCUGGGGCCUUGACUUUGGCGAUUGCCACAAAUCUAUGUUCGCGCACGACGACUCUGUCACAGGUCUCUCGUUUGUGCCUGAUACUCAUUAUUUCUUUUCUUCUGGAAAAGACGGCAAAAUUAAACAGUGGGACGCCGAUAUAUUUCAAAAGAUCGUCACAUUACAAGGUCACGCUGGAGAAAGUUGGAAUUGUUGCGUUUCGCCAAAUGGAGUUUUUGUCGCAUCUUGCGGCUCCGAUAGGGUAAUUAGAUUAUACGAGAAGACUAAUGAACCUUUAGUAUUACAAGACGAAGCGGAAGAAGAAAGGGAACAGCAGGAGAACGAAUUAGUCACUGGGGAAACCACAGCGGUGUUAGGGCAGAAGCAACAAGCAUUACCUUCCAGAAAGACUGUCAGCAGUGAAAGAGCUGCCGAAUUAAUAUUAGAAUGUUUGGAAGUGUCUAAACAAUAUGACGAUGAAUUGAGUAAAGCUGUUUCUGACGAGAAGCCACCCCUUCCUCUCUUGAUGCAAGCUUAUAAUUGUGCAAGCACGGAAGACUUCUUAUUGGAAACUUUUAAACGAGUUAGGGCAAGUGAAAUGGAAGAAACAUUGCUGUUAUUGCCAUUUUCAGCAGCCUGUGAUAUUCUGCAGAAACUUCCUACUCUGUUGAAAAGGGAUUACCAUGCCGAAUUAUUAGCCAGAUUAGCUUUGUGCUUAAUACAGGCACACCAUGGCCCAAUAGUGGCAAAUCAAAAUCUUUUGCCCACAUUGGAGAUUGUAAAGAAGCUUGCUGUAAAAAAAAUAUCCACUUUAAGAGAUACUAUUGGUUUUAAUUUGCAUGGUAUGAUGUACAUCCAACGCAUUCUCGAAGAACAAGAAGGAAUCAAAUUCUUCAGAGAUGCCAGUAAGAAUACCGAAAAGAAAAAGAAAAUCAGGAGAAACAAGGAGAAAGCUAUAAAGAGAGCAAUCAUGAACUUAUAAAUCUUAUCAUAAUAUGAUAUAUCACAAGAUGAACUUUGUACAUACAUAAAGCCAAAUGUCAUUCAAAUAAAACUCAUUUUACAAAUA
Molecule: messenger RNA, 3156 nt
Organism: Linepithema humile (Argentine ant)
Lineage: Eukaryota; Metazoa; Arthropoda; Insecta; Hymenoptera; Formicidae
Product: WD repeat-containing protein 3
Biological process (GO): maturation of SSU-rRNA
Cellular component (GO): small-subunit processome; Pwp2p-containing subcomplex of 90S preribosome
Molecular function (GO): protein binding; snoRNA binding
Source: RefSeq, a predicted model, not a curated record